AAGUCCCCACGCGUGUCCCACGCAGUCUCUUUUCCCGGCCACAAACAAACGUGAGUGCUUCACUCACCGCUCUUUUAUAACUUAAAAAGGAAAAAAAAUCAUAAAAAAACACAAAAUACGCAAAACCAACAUAAAAAUUAAGUACUGGAAAACUGAACAGAAAAAUCUUUAAAAAACAAACAAAAAAAGCUCUCAAAUAUAUAUUUUUUCUUUCUUAAAGACAACAGAAGGCCUCGGGCACCGCAAGCCUGACGUUUUAUGACGGAUAAUAACAAAUAUUUAAAAGAGAAGGAGAGCCGCGGACCUGCGAGGCGACGCAGCAUCCCAUUUUCGGAGCUGCGACCUGACUCGGCAGACGAUUUUACCCCGGAUUGCACAGAGGCACCCGGCGUUCGGCUGUAAGCUGCGUGGUCCGCCGUCCCUUGAGAGUUAUGAAUACAGCCGCAGCAGGCAGUUACCCCAUGGCUUCCCUUUAUGUGGGCGACCUGCACCCCGACAUCACGGAGGCUAUGCUGUACGAGAAAUUCAGCCCUGCGGGACCGGUGCUGUCCAUCCGUGUGUGUCGCGACAUGAUCACCCGGCGCUCGCUGGGUUACGCCUAUGUGAACUUCCAGCAGCCCGCAGACGCUGAACGAGCCCUGGACACCAUGAACUUCGAUGUGGUCAAAGGGAAACCCAUUCGAAUCAUGUGGUCUCAAAGAGACCCUUCGCUCAGGAAAUCUGGGGUGGGAAACGUCUUCAUCAAAAACCUGGACAAGUCAAUUGACAACAAGGCACUUUAUGACACAUUCUCUGCCUUUGGGAACAUCCUUUCUUGCAAGGUCGUGUGUGAUGAGAAUGGAUCAAAAGGAUAUGCAUUCGUGCAUUUUGAGACACAGGAUGCAGCUGACCGCGCCAUUGAGAAGAUGAACGGCAUGCUGCUCAACGACCGCAAGGUGUUUGUGGGACGUUUCAAAUCUCGAAAGGAGAGGGAGACCGAGCUGGGAGCCAAAGCCAAGGAAUUUACCAACGUAUACAUAAAAAACUUUGGGGAGGACAUGGAUGACAGCAGGUUGAAGGAGUUGUUUGACAAGUAUGGAAAAACACUGAGUGUGAAAGUGAUGACCGAUCCAAUGGGAAAAUCGAGAGGCUUUGGCUUCGUAAGCUAUGAGAAGCAUGAAGAUGCUAACAAGGCUGUGGAGGAGAUGAACGGCACAGAACUCAAUGGCAAGACUGUGUUUGUGGGCCGUGCCCAGAAGAAGAUGGAACGGCAGGCAGAACUGAAGAGGAAAUUUGAACAACUAAAGCAGGAGAGGCUCAGUCGCUAUCAGGGUGUCAACCUUUACAUCAAGAACCUAGAUGACACUAUUGAUGAUGAGAAACUGCGCAAAGAGUUUUCCCCAUUUGGAUCCAUCACUAGUGCUAAGGUGAUGCUGGAAGACGGCCGGUCCAAGGGGUUUGGGUUUGUGUGCUUCUCAUCUCCUGAGGAAGCCACAAAGGCCGUGACAGAGAUGAAUGGGCGCAUCGUGGGCUCCAAGCCAUUGUAUGUGGCUCUGGCACAGCGCAAAGAGGAACGCAAGGCCCACCUCACUAACCAAUACAUGCAGCGCAUUGCAGGAAUGCGGGCAAUGCCUGCUAAUGCCAUCAUCAACCAGUUCCAGCCGGCCAGUGGCUACUUCAUGCCUGCUGUUCCACAGGCACAAAACAGGACAACUUACUAUGCCCCUAAUCAGCUGGCACAGAUGCGACCUAACCCCCGCUGGCAGCAGCAAGGAGGUCGAGCCCAAGGUGGAUUUCAGGGCAUACCCAAUUCACUGCGCCAGGCUGGUCCACGUGCCAACCUGCGGCACCUCACACCAAGCACUAAUUCACAGAGCCCUCGGGGUAUGCCAGCUGGGGCACAGAGAGUGGGAGGGAGCAGUCAGCCACUGGGUCCGCGGCCCUGCAUGGGCGUCCCCAGCCCACGCGCAGCGCCACCCUACAAGUACGCCAGCAGCGUACGGAGCACACAGAACCAGGUGGUGCAGCCUGUGGCCCUGCAGCAGGUGAGCACACAGAACCAGUUGGUGCAGCCUGGGGCCCUGCAGCAGGUGAGCACACAGAACCAGGUGGUGCAGCCUAUGGCCCUGCAGCAGGUGAGCACACAGAACCAGGUGGUGCAGCCUGGGGCCCUGCAGCAGGUGAGCACACAGAACCAGGUGGUGCAGCCUGGGGCCCUGCAGCAGGUGAGCACACAGAACCAGGUGGUGCAGCCUGGGGCCCUGCAGCAGGUGAGCACACAGAACCAGGUGGUGCAGCCUGGGGCCCUGCAGCAGGUGAGCACACCUGGCCAGGUAGGGCUUUCCAGCUGAUAUAUUCUCCUGUAUCGAAUCCAUGCCGUAAGUACGACACAGCUGUGGACCCUACACUGUGCAGCUCCCCAGAAAUGUCAUGGUGAUGCAGACCACAAGAAAUGUGCUUGGUCCACUUGGUAGCAUUGGAGCAAAGACAGUGUACAUCCCAGGUGUACUUAUACUGCUGAUUGAAACGCAAACAUUAUUUAUAUCUAGCCUUAAAUAAGCCACCCUAGGCAUCACAGCAACAGAUGUACAAAACACUCAGGAUGACUUCACUAACCUCCAUUAAGUUUAAUAGUAAUUUACAAAAUUAAAAUUAUAAGAAAAUAAGAAUUAGUAUAGAUACUACCUUUAGAAAGGAAAAUGCAUAACAAGUGACUUUAUUGCAGCUCAGUAUUUCCACAAACUUGUCUGUCGGAAGUUUGGAGCAACACAGAUGUAAUCAGGACUCGAUAAAUGGAUACUUUGUUAAAAGCUUUUUUUUCUGUUUCAGUUGCAUGAUUCAACAAUUGAAUACAUUGCAGGGAGGGAAGACAAUAAAUGCGACAUCCAAACCUAUGUAUCACCUAGCGGCAGAGGCAGUGUAAUUACUGACUGACAGACAGACCAGUGCACAAAUAUAAAUACUCGCUACAGCAUAGGAGUAUAAUAUGACCUUUUAGCCUUUAGUGGCGUUCGCAGAGAGCACACUGAACCUGACUGCGACUUCU
Brienomyrus brachyistius is the source of this 3025-nucleotide messenger RNA. It is a transcript of the gene pabpc4, whose product is annotated as poly(A) binding protein, cytoplasmic 4 (inducible form). Gene Ontology annotation, cellular component: cytosol; ribonucleoprotein complex; nucleus. Gene Ontology annotation, molecular function: poly(A) binding; mRNA 3'-UTR binding; poly(U) RNA binding. Bases 432 to 2330 code for a protein of 632 amino acids. The transcript is spliced from 12 exons. The record is from RefSeq and is a predicted model, not a curated record. NCBI's taxonomy places the organism in Eukaryota, Metazoa, Chordata, Actinopteri, Osteoglossiformes, Mormyridae.